UUCUAAAAGUGUGAAGGCGGCGACGGGUGGGCCUUGUCAGUUGUGGUUGGAGCGGGACGCCGAAAGCUGCCGAGCCUUUAAUUCGUCGGAGUUCGCGGUAAAUGUAUGGCUCCUCAAAGUGUUUAAAAUAAUGGAAACAAAAGGAAUGAUUGGUAAGCCCCUCCAGCCAGCAAGACCUGCACGCCAUCUCUCGUCCCAUGUAUCAGCAACCACUUUCACUUUCCAGACAAAGUUUCCAUGCAACCCUUCUGUACGUUUGCAUAAUGAAAUUAGUUCGAUGUGCAAGUCUAAUGGAAUGCUGGUUUUAAAUGACAGUCUGAUUCCUACACUGUCAGAGCAGCAUAAACCUGAAGUUACAAAAGAGAGAAUAACAUAUAGUAGAGAUUUCCUCUUGAAGCUUUCAAAGGUUUCACUUGCACAAAAGAAACCAGAAUUUCUUCCCGAUCAUCCCAUUGUACUUGAAAAACCAAAAAACUAUUUACUACCUACUGCAAGCAACAAUAGGUCUUUCUGAAGAUGAGGAAUGUGUCUUUUUCACCACUAAAAAUUAAGGGAAAUGGGAUCUGUAAUGCCAAUAGACUGUAAUCAAAAUUUAUCUUUUACAGUUGGUGUACCCAUCAGUUCAUUUCGGAAGUAAAGCUGUUUUCAACAGAAAACUUAUGUGAAAACUUCAAGUUUUGUAUGACUUAAAGCAAUAGUUCAUUGAGCUUUUGUAGUUAUAAAGGAGAAAACUGCUAAAAUGAGGCAGAACCACUGUCACUUUUCAAAUUUGGAAAUGUUGCCUAUGACACCAUACUGCCAUAGCUGUGAUGCCUGAAGGACUGGAGUUCACUUGAUCACUUUUGCUGCAACUGAUUAGAUAUGUGCAAUGGUGAGGAAGGCUAUUCUCAUUGGUCGGCUACUAUAAACUACUGACUCCUCAUGGCUACAUACACCUUACAGUAAGCCUUCAAACCACCAUCACAUAGUAAACAUUCCUCUGUAUCAACCCUUAGUGAAUGUUAAGUACACUGCGUAUUAUACAUGUAUAUCUAAAAUACUGGCUAGUCUUUUAUAAAAGCACAUACUUAAAUCUC
This is a messenger RNA of Podarcis raffonei (Aeolian wall lizard), 1076 nucleotides long. RefSeq names its product chromosome 7 C8orf88 homolog (gene C7H8orf88). Gene Ontology annotation, cellular component: cytoplasm. The coding region runs from base 131 to 514 and encodes 127 amino acids. The record is from RefSeq and is a predicted model, not a curated record. Gene Ontology annotation, biological process: negative regulation of translational initiation. Lineage: Eukaryota; Metazoa; Chordata; Lepidosauria; Squamata; Lacertidae. Gene Ontology annotation, molecular function: eukaryotic initiation factor 4E binding. The transcript has 6 exons.